Messenger RNA from Budorcas taxicolor (takin), 2311 nucleotides. RefSeq names its product mediator complex subunit 19 (gene MED19). Bases 1 to 786 code for a protein of 261 amino acids. Gene Ontology annotation, molecular function: transcription factor binding; transcription coregulator activity. Gene Ontology annotation, cellular component: mediator complex. The record is from RefSeq and is a predicted model, not a curated record. Gene Ontology annotation, biological process: positive regulation of transcription by RNA polymerase II. The transcript is spliced from 5 exons. NCBI's taxonomy places the organism in Eukaryota, Metazoa, Chordata, Mammalia, Artiodactyla, Bovidae.
AUGAGAAUCAUUAACGCCAGACACCGGGACGGCGCCGGGGCAGAGGGGACGAUGGAGAAUUUCACGGCGCUGUUCGGGGCCCAGGCUGACCCGCCACCUCCCCCAGCAGCGCUCGGCUUCGGACCCGGAAAGCCGCCCCCCCCGCCGCCACCGCCUCCGGGCGGGGGGCCGGGCCCCGCCCCGCCCCCGACCGCCGCUUCGGCCCCUCCCGGGAGCGACAAGUCGGCGGCAGGCUGCGGCCCCUUCUACCUAAUGAGGGAGCUGCCAGGCAGCACCGAGCUGACAGGCAGCACUAACCUGAUCACACACUACAACCUGGAGCAUGCCUAUAAUAAAUUCUGUGGGAAGAAAGUGAAGGAGAAGCUGAGUAACUUCCUGCCCGACCUGCCCGGGAUGAUUGAUCUGCCUGGUUCCCAUGACAACAGCAGCCUGCGCUCCCUCAUCGAGAAGCCCCCUAUCCUUGGGGGCUCUUUCAAUCCCAUCACAGGGACCAUGCUGGCUGGCUUCCGCCUGCACACUGGCCCACUGCCGGAGCAGUGCCGCCUGAUGCACAUCCAGCCGCCGAAGAAGAAGAAUAAGCAGAAGCACAAGCAGAGCCGCACGCAGGACCCCGUCCCCCCAGAGACGCCGUCUGACUCAGAUCACAAGAAGAAGAAGAAGAAGAAAGAAGAGGACCCUGAGCGCAAGAGGAAGAAGAAGGAGAAGAAGAAGAAGAAGAACCGGCACAGCCCGGAGCACCCCGGGAUGGGCAGCUCUCAGGCCAGCAGCAGCAGCAGCCUCCGCUGAGGGGCCGGGGACCCUGCCGGGAGGACUCCCUGCCGGGCCCGCGGCGGCCGCGGUCAGCGCCGGUGCAGGGGCGGCCGCCGCGCAGCCGGAGGAGCCGGAGGAGCCGGUGGGGAGAUGGGCGGGGCUCCCGGCGGCCCCCGCCCGCCUCGCGCUCGCGGACACCUCUUCCCCUCCCCGGAAGCUUUCUGUCCACCUGUGCAGUUUGUCUGAUGUAGGAUUUGGUCUGAUUUGUUAGGAUUUUUAUUCUCUUAAAAUUGCAUUUAUCAAACUGGCUGAAGCGUGGCUGCCUGUCAGGAGGUAAGUGCCUUUCCGUGGGGGUCAAGCUGUACGCCGGGGCUGCGGAGGCCUGAGGGGGCUCGGGCCUCGCGUGGCAUGGCUCCCUCAGCAGGCGGGGCGGCCGCCGCAGACCAGGGAGCAGGGUCCAGGAGCGGAGCGCGCCCGCGCCUCCCUGCCCCAGGCUUGUCACCACGCUGCCCCCAAGGCUGCCAGCUGGUGCCUGGGUGGCCUUCCUGCUGAAGGCCGGCUGUGUCCUAGGUCAGGUUCGUGGGGAAGCUCGGUAGCCGAUGGAGAAAGCACCCACAGUCAGGAGUGAAUUCCAGCAAGGUUGCCUCUCGGCCAACCCUGUGGUGUUUUUUUUAAUAAAUUUCUGGCAAGCGAAGGUAAAUGAUUCUUUACAAUAAGACCUACUUUUGAUAUUCGCCACUCCCUAAGACAGUGAAAUUACUUGGCUGAUGUGAAUGCCUAAGCUUCUAAGACAGCAAAAAAAGAAGUCUCCCAAAUCUUCAGCCACCUGAUGCCAAGAGCCAACUCGGUGGAGAAGAUGCUGAUGCUAGGAAAGAUUGAGGCAAGGGAAGGAGCCGGCAGAGGACGGGAGGGUUGGACGGCGUCGCUGACUCACGGACGUGACUUCGAGUGAACUCGGGGAGACAGUGGAGGAUGGGACGUGUGCAUGCUGCAGGUCACGGGGCCGCAGCGUCAGAUGCGACCGAGUGACGAGGCCAAGCAAACCCCUGCAGUGUCUGCGGCAGGCCGGGUACGCAGAGGCCGCCACAGGGGCGCCCCAGCCGACGGCGUCUUGCCCUCAGCCCAGCGUGACGUGGCUGAGCCGGCUGGGACGAGCCAGGGUUGGUCCCAGAGCAGCAGACGGAAACCCCUCCUUCCGCUCGAGUUAGCCUAGGGUUUCAGAGCGAGGGCUUACAGACCUCAGUUACCGACGGGGAGGCAAAGGCCAGCUUUCUGAGAUGAGUGUCCAAGGUGCCUGUUUAAACGAGGACACUGCCUUCUGCUUGACAGGGGGCGGCAUGCGAGGUCCCACUGCCCCUGUCCAUCCCCGUGGUCUGCCUUUCGCUCCGUCGUCAUUCACGGGCUUGCCUCUGGCUGCAUCCAAAAGGAGCUUUACCAUCCAGAGAAGAUUCUGUUAAGGGAUUGUAGGCAAAAGUCAAGAGCGCUCUCAACUCUGAAAUGCCAAGUUUUGGUCGUUAAAAGACUUUUCUGAAACAUCCAAUUAAAUCACUGAAGUAAAAAC